This is a messenger RNA of Tigriopus californicus, 2823 nucleotides long. RefSeq lists its product as uncharacterized. The record is from RefSeq and is a predicted model, not a curated record. The coding region runs from base 1006 to 2643 and encodes 545 amino acids. The transcript has 6 exons. NCBI's taxonomy places the organism in Eukaryota, Metazoa, Arthropoda, Copepoda, Harpacticoida, Harpacticidae.
CCGAUCCAGCAAUCGCAAUUGUGUGUAAUCACAAUGAAGGAUAUUUGAUGCCCAGGAAGCUGGGAUCGAAUUUCUUUUUUAGAAAUCAUCCGUUGGCGUCGUCAGUCAGUCGGGCUGUGGUUGGGCUAGUAUUCCUUCCAUCUACGGUUGGAUUUCAAGACAUCUGUGAUCUUGGCUAGAGUAAGGUAUGAAGGAGCACUUAUUAGCAACGCCCGGGAAGCUUCCAAUCAACGCCAUAUGGACAAGCCCUCCUGCUCCCCACCCCUAUCGACAUACUCACGAACCCAGCUUCUAUGUCCUUCCUUGAUGUUGCCUGAAGUUGCUUCUCAGCCCACAAACCAUAUCCUGGCAACUCCUUUGGUGGAUAACUCGAUUCCUGGAAUGGAUCCCCGCGCUUGCAAUAUCCUUAUCAUGUCCUAACUACUACUCCGUUCUAGCUCAUUCCAAAUAUACACGUUAAUACUAAUCAUAUCCAUGCAUCAAGUACUAUUUCUAAUCUUCCCAAGAACGCGCGCGCACGUUGUUCUUAUUUCAGUUGGUUUUUGGUUCCAAUUGAGCUCAGGUAAGACGCGUCGCUCUUUCGCUCCCAGGCACUCCCUUCUGAUUCUUCCUUCCCUUUUGGCCCGGUGUUCUGUUCUGUUCAUUGCAUGUGAGCGAGGAAAAAGCGUAGACGUUUUCAGUUGUUCUGCGGUGCUUCUCGUGUGCGAACGAGGCCUCCACGGAUAACAGUAAUCCCGAGUGUUUCCCUUCAAGAUAUUUGAAAAACACAGUGUGAAUCUUAAGUUGGCUUGGAUCGUUCUUUCCUUUACAAUUGAUCAAGGUGAUUUUGUGUCGAAAACCUGUGAUCAUCAGUGUGGUCGAUGCAGUAUAAUGUAGAAAACUCCAAUAUGUGGGUUUGAAGUCAUUCGUUGUUGCUUCAUCAUUUUACCCAAGUUCCAAUUGGAGGUCAUCAUGCUCUGCUCUCCAAGUUCGUUCAAGAGUUGCUUCAAAUAGAGCGUGAUCCAAAUGGGGCCGUCAUUUCAUCUAGUCAACACCGCCAAAAUGAAGACCUUGUGCCUGAUCUUGUCCAUUGCGGUGGUGUUCAACCACAUCCAAGAUGUUCACUCCCAUGGGAGAUUAAUCGAACCACCAUCGAGAUCUACAAUGUGGAGAUACGGAUUCAGCACUCCACCUAAUUACAAUGAUCAUGAACUCUAUUGUGGAGGAUUUUCCCGCCAAUGGAGCACGAAUGGCGGCAAAUGCGGCAUCUGCGGAGACCCGUGGGAUUCGCCUCAGCCCCGUCCUAACGAAGCAGGUGGAAUGUACGGGAAAGGCGUUAUCGUUCGAAAGUAUCAGAAGAACCAAGCAAUCAAAGUACGUGUGGAGCUCACCGCCAAUCACAUGGGAUACUUUGAGUUCCGUAUCUGUCCCAACAACAAUCCCAAAAAAUCAGCUAGUCAGAAAUGUUUGGACCAACACGUCCUCCAAAGCGCCGAUGAAGGAGAUCCGAGAUUCUAUCCUGGACCCGGAACCAAAGUAUUUGAGAUGCAUUAUCAACUUCCCAAGGACCUCACAUGUAGCCAAUGCGUGUUCCAAUGGCGCUACGUGGCAGGGAACAAUUGGGGUGUGUGUAAAAAUGGGACUGGUGCCGUGGGUUGCGGAUCCCAAGAGGAGUUUCGUGCUUGUGCUGAUGUGACCAUCACAGAACCCGAUGGAACUGCCAAUGAUAAGCCCAAUCACUUGUCAGAUCCAGAGGUCUUUGAUCCCUCUGAUUUGGAUGAUGAAUACAACGAAAUCGAGAAUGACGACAGGGAAGUGAACAAGUACCAACCGCAAGAAGCGCCAGAGGAUAUUGCCACCAUCCUUUUGGUUGUUUUUGCUUCGCUUCUGGUACCAUCAUUAUUCUUCGGAUUCCUGUUCUUCUAUUACCUCCGUGGGAAGGGUUAUUUCCAAAAGUACGUGAAAGAAAAGGAAUGGGACUUGCCGUCCAUGCCCAAGAUGGCCUCUGUUCAGUGGCCUUUGUCUAAUGUCCAAAUUAAGAACCUACCCACGUUCCUCCAUAAAAAUUCCAAGAGCGGAGCCAAAAGCAAAGCCAAUGAGGUGAAAAAAUCUGUGUCUGCACCAAUCAACGUUCUAAGUAGCACCAACAAGGCUGCUCCACCCACAGUAAGUGCCUCCAUUCCGGGGCCUCGACCUCCCCCUAGGGCCAAACGGGUGGCUCCGAUCCCGACCCCGGCCAACCAAAGUGUGGUCCCAGUAGAAGCCAGCUCACCAUUGAAGGCGGCAGCUCCUCAACCCCCGAGAUUGGCCACCAUCACAGCUAGGCCACAUCCAGUGACACGCCCCACAGCUCCACCUCCAACAGCUCCGUCCCAAUCGCCAGUGUUGGAAAUCGGCCCACCCAUGGCAGUCACAAUCAAUGGCGUGUCAUUUACCAAGACAUCCGUGGACUCUCCCGCGGAUAGUUGUACUUCAGACUCUGGGUCCAAUUAUUCGCAUGAUGGUCUGGUGCCUGCGCAGCCAGCCAUGGCGGAUGAAGAUAUUCCAGAUUCAAUGGAACAAGCUCCUCCAUUGCCAGAUUGUCCACCUCCUGAAGAAUUUGAUUGCUCCACGCGAGAGCUUGAACAUGAACUUAAAAGGCCAGGUUCGUCAUCUGAGGCCUAAGAGUGCUCUAUGCGUGUAAAUUAACCAUCAAAGUCGACAGGUCUUUGCCAGAUACAUCCGUUGUUGUUAUAAUAUGCUCAUUCACUUUGUAGAUAUGUCCAGCUUGGCUCAUCAAACUGAAUAUUCUUACCUAGUUAUGGAUCUUUACUGCGAAAAAAGCGAUAAUAAAGUCCCCACAUA